This is a messenger RNA of Kuraishia capsulata CBS 1993, 2148 nucleotides long. RefSeq lists its product as uncharacterized. NCBI's taxonomy places the organism in Eukaryota, Fungi, Ascomycota, Pichiomycetes, Pichiales, Pichiaceae. Bases 1 to 2148 code for a protein of 715 amino acids. The transcript has a single exon. The record is from RefSeq and is a predicted model, not a curated record.
AUGGAGAACUUCAACAGCCAGAGCUGGCAACUUCACGCGGAAAACAAAGACCAGAUAGCACAAUACCCUCAGUGGAACCAGCCGCAGGGGUUGAAUUUGUUCGAACAGACCAAUUACGAGAGGCCCCAGCAGAAUACAGAAAAUACCCAGGCUUACAACUCGGAUGGCUACUACGGCCAUGAACAGCAAUACCUGGCUCCUCAAACCCAGGCCCCUAUGGAGGGAACGCUUUUCCACGUGGGAGAUGAAAUGCAAUACUUUCCAGGUUCGAACACGAACAUCUCUCAAACACCGAUACCGCAUGAACAGCAUCAGGAGAAUGGUCAGUGGAGUGCACUAGCUCCGUCGCAGUCUCCUGCAAUGAUAGACGAGCCUCGUCCUUUGAAGCAUUCGGCAGAACGGUUAGACGAAGCUUCACCUAAACACUUCAAAACGAACGAGGGAACGGUGGAAAAAAGAGCAGCCUCGCCAGCUUCGACAAGCAUCCAGCUCGACGUCUCGGACGAAGAGAGCGUGACUAGGACUAUGGCAGAGAUCUUUGCGCCCGGGCGUACUGAUGAGAUUAAAACUAGAGAUGUCAAGGCCCUUAUCAAGAAGAUAAGUGUCCAGUAUAAAGACCAGUUCAUCAGGGUGUUUGAGCUAUGGUUAAUCGUUUGCGCCUACUUCGAAGAGUCCACCUAUGAUAAGCCCACGGAUUUCAGGUUCGUGGUUCUGCUUGCGAUUUUGAAUGUGAGAACCGAAGCUAACAUUGACUGGAGAUACGGCUUCAAGACGAAGUUCUUCUUCAGAAUCUGCAAAUGGUUGAGAACUGCUGUGAAGGCUUCCUCUGAAAUGUCGAUCAGAGCACUGUUGUCCUGCCUUUUGGUGAUCAGAAUGCCAACGACCUUGCUUGAGCAGUAUCAAUUCAUGAAGGUGCUGCUCCUCGUUCAGAAGAAAUCCACCAAUGAGUCCUUCAAGAGUUUAGUCGGGUCUAUUCUUCAGUAUGGAGAAGACUCCGAGGCUUCUUUCAGAGCAGAUUUGACGAAUGCUGAAAAGCCCAAUAAUUCUGGAAGGUCGGUGUCGCCUGUUGUGGUAUCCUCCGGUGUGAAACCUGUCAAGCGUGCUACUCCGGCUGUGUUUAAGACCAAGCCAGUUGAAAAGGUUGAAAAGCUUCCAGCGGUCUCGACCACACCACCUCCCACACAACUAGUUACUGCCGAAAAGGCUAAACCCUCAAAGCUUGCUGUCCCUGCUGCUUCAGCACCAGCACCAGCUAUUCAAAAACCAAAAGUUGCCAAAUCUUCCAUACACGUUGCCACAACUGCGAAAAAGACGAGCGCGCCUGUGACGAACAAUACCGUGGAUAGCGCCAAAACUACGACUGCUCAAACCACCAAGCCAGCUUCUGCAGCAGCUCCAGCUAAACAAUGGAGUCUCUCUGAAUAUACCAAAAGCAUCAAGAAGAAGCAAGCACCAGUUGCUGAGGCUCAAAAGCCAGUUACUCCUACUGUGUCCGAAGAUCCAAAGAUUCCAAUUAUCGAAAAGAAAAAGAACGAAAAUGGUCUCAUCAGCAUUCUCAAAAUUACGGGACAUGUGGGUCCUAAAAAAUCGGUCAAGUUCAAUGAUGCUGAACUGGUUCAGGCCCGUCGUUUCUACAGCGAUUCGGAAACCUAUCGUCCCCAUGAAGACCUCAAUGAGACCCGAAGAGACGAGGCCUCUGCUCUGAGAGAAGCUAUGUUAGACCUCGAUUGGAAGGACCCAGAAGUGAUUGUUUUUGACAGUAUUCCUUGGUUGACUAGCACUGUGUCCCAAGACGCGCUUCCAAAAGGAAAGAAGCGCUCGGGCACCAUUUUGAACUCCAUGGAGGAGGAAUUCGAGCAGGCUCGUAUAACUGGUCCCAACGUGGAUCCCGAUCCAUACUCGCCUUUGGAAUCCAGCUUAUCUCAGGAUUCGGACUUGGUGCCUAAAUUCACUCGUCCAAUGGUUUCCUUCCUCUUUGAUGAUGAGGGAAACACUUCAUUGCAGAUUGACAGUGCGGCAGCACCAAGCCUGGUUCAAGCGUACGACGAUGAUGACGAUGACGACAAUUACAGUCCAACCUUGGAUGUUUAUCCAAAAGAUGGUGUUGACGAUGAUGAUGAUGACUCUGCUUAUGAGCCGGGUCUUUAA